AUGUCGAACGUCGAGGACAUAAUCAGCUGGCCGAGACGUGACACGGUUUUGAGUGUAUUGGAUGAGCAGAAAGGAGAUGAUAGCUGCGGACAUCAUCCAAUUCCGCUGAGUAGUCCGAAGAACACUCUUUCAACGUUGUGGGUCACCUUAACCUAA
This is a messenger RNA of Trematosphaeria pertusa, 156 nucleotides long. RefSeq lists its product as uncharacterized. Bases 1 to 156 code for a protein of 51 amino acids. The record is from RefSeq and is a predicted model, not a curated record. The transcript has 3 exons. NCBI's taxonomy places the organism in Eukaryota, Fungi, Ascomycota, Dothideomycetes, Pleosporales, Trematosphaeriaceae.